Messenger RNA from Pleurotus ostreatus (oyster mushroom), 933 nucleotides. RefSeq lists its product as uncharacterized. Gene Ontology annotation, biological process: carbohydrate metabolic process. The transcript has 12 exons. Gene Ontology annotation, molecular function: cellulose binding. The coding region runs from base 1 to 933 and encodes 310 amino acids. NCBI's taxonomy places the organism in Eukaryota, Fungi, Basidiomycota, Agaricomycetes, Agaricales, Pleurotaceae. Gene Ontology annotation, cellular component: extracellular region. The record is from RefSeq and is a predicted model, not a curated record.
AUGAGAGCCGUCGUCGCCUCGUUGGGACUUUUCUUGUCCGCCGCUGCCGGACACACUAUCUUCCAGGAACUGUAUGUCAAUGGCGUCUCGCAAGGUCAUCUGAAUGGGAUCCGAGUUCCUGACUACGAUGGGCCUAUCACCGAUGUCACUUCUAAUGACGUUAUUUGCAACGGUGGCAUCAACCCAUUCCACCAACCUAUCUCGACCACCGUCAUCCCGGUCGCUGCUGGCUCUCAAGUGACCGCUGAAUGGCACCACACAUUGUCCGGUGCUGCUCCUGGAGAUGCUGCAGACCCGAUCGACGCGUCACACAAGGGGCCAGUCAUGGCAUACUUGGCUAAGGUUCCCUCUGCUACACAGUCCAGUGUGACGGGACUGCAAUGGUUCAAAGUUUGGGAGGAUGGUCUUACCUCUGAUGGCAAGUGGGGUGUCGACAGGUUGAUUGCCAACAAGGGAAAGGUCACUUUCACCAUCCCAAGUUGCAUCGCUGCAGGUCAAUAUCUCCUGAGGGUCGAGAUUAUCGCCCUUCACGCUGCGGGCUCAUAUCCAGGUGCCCAACUCUACAUGGAAUGUGCUCAACUGCAAAUUACCGGAGGAGGAAACACUUCGCCCGCUACAGUCAGCUUCCCUGGCGCGUACAAGGGUUUCGACCCCGGAAUCACGAUCAACAUCUACCAGACCUUGAGUGGCUAUACGAUCCCUGGCCCUCGUCCAUUUAGCUGCAGCGGCUCGCCGCCUCCCACGCAGGCCCCUACUCAAGCUCCCCCUGCAUCGACACCCGUCACCAAUCCUCCACCGGCCUCUACGUCCGCUGCCAGUGGAACAGUAGCCCAAUGGGGGCAGUGCGGUGGAAUCGGCUACACUGGACCUACGGCCUGUGUCUCCCCUUUCAAAUGUACGAAGUCCAGCGACUACUACAGCCAGUGUUUGUAA